AUGACAACGGAGAACAAUCUUGAAAUUUUCUUGGGUGGGUUUGCAAAGGUCUUUAAUGAACAAUGGCAAGUAGAUGUACGUCUCAAGGCAGGAGACAGUAAUGAGAGUGCAGCUAUCUCCGCCCACAAACUUGUUUUGGCGGCACGAUCAGAGGUGUUUAAGAAGAUGCUGAAAUCAGACAAGUUCAAAGGUACGGCUGAUCAGAUCGAGACAGUAACUCUUUCGGAGUUGAAACAAGAGGAGCUAGAGGCUUUAGUUGGGUUCAUCUACAACAAUCGUUCUGUGCUUUCUGAAAAGGAGAAGAAACAUGCUCAAACACUUUUUGUAGCAGCGGACAAAUAUGAUAUUCCGCAUCUAAGGGAUCUAUGUAGAAAAGAAUUGAUAUCAUCUUUGAAACUGGCGAAUGUUAUCAAUAUCUUGGAACUGUCUUUGAUUCCUUUUGACGAAGCACUCAAUGACGCUGCCACCAUGUUUGUCGUGAGGAAUUUACUGGCGAUCUGUGACACUGUUGAGUUCAGAUUGUUUGUUGGGAAGAAUCCAGAUCUUACCGUUGAUAUAAUGAAGUCUUCUAAGUCUCGUAGGUGGAAGAACUAUUAUAUCUAG
Molecule: messenger RNA, 603 nt
Organism: Brassica oleracea var. oleracea
Lineage: Eukaryota; Viridiplantae; Streptophyta; Magnoliopsida; Brassicales; Brassicaceae
Product: putative BTB/POZ domain-containing protein At2g40440
Exons: 2
Coding region: 1-603 (200 amino acids)
Molecular function (GO): protein binding
Source: RefSeq, a predicted model, not a curated record